Molecule: messenger RNA, 177 nt
Organism: Symbiodinium natans
Lineage: Eukaryota; Dinophyceae; Suessiales; Symbiodiniaceae
Source: the annotation of a GenBank genome assembly
AUGAAGGAGAAGAAGCUGGAGUACGAACGCGAGCUCACCAUGCUCGAGGUCGCCGGUCUCUCCGAAGUUGAGGAGGCGAUCACCGCACUGGAGGUCACCGUUUCUUAUCAUGACUUGCGGCGGGCUCUGCUGGUCAAUGUUUACAGACGAGAGCUUUGCUGCGAUGACUCGGAGUAG